Bathycoccus prasinos is the source of this 1764-nucleotide messenger RNA. RefSeq lists its product with no specific name. Gene Ontology annotation, molecular function: single-stranded telomeric DNA binding; damaged DNA binding. The transcript is spliced from 3 exons. Bases 1 to 1764 code for a protein of 587 amino acids. NCBI's taxonomy places the organism in Eukaryota, Viridiplantae, Chlorophyta, Mamiellophyceae, Mamiellales, Bathycoccaceae. Gene Ontology annotation, biological process: telomere maintenance via telomerase; meiotic cell cycle; nucleotide-excision repair. The record is from RefSeq and is a predicted model, not a curated record. Gene Ontology annotation, cellular component: nucleus; DNA replication factor A complex.
AUGUCAGCGGUCGCGGUGACCCCAGGCGCGGUCGCGCGAAUUCGCGAGUCCAAAGAAGUCCUCAAGGACGAGUUGAACGUUCAGGUUCUCGAUUUUGACGGCUCCAACGAUGCGUUUCGUGGCGUACUCAACGACGGCACGAACAAGUUGAAGUGCACGUUCGCGAAAGACCUGUUCGCGAAGGAGAACAACAAAAUGGUGAAAUCCGGCGCGGUGGUGAAACUCACCGACGUGGUUUUUGAAAACAGCGAAGCGUUGGUCAGGGAGUUUUCGUUCGUGGAUGAAAACGCGAGCCCGGAGUUUAAAACGCCGGGUGCGACCGGUGGUGGGAAGACAGUUCCUGGCGUGGUGAAUUCGAGACGAUCUCAACCGAUUGCGAGUUUGAACCCGUAUCAGCCACAAUGGACGAUAAAAGCCAAGUUGGCGGUGAAGGGAAACACGAGGACGUACCGCAACGCCAAAGGCGAAGGGAAGGUUUUGACCGUGGAAUUGGUCGAUAGCGAAGGGACGGCGAUUCAAGCGACGUUGUGGAGAGAAGCCGUGGAAAGAUACGAGAACGUUUUGGAAGUUGGCAAGCUGUAUUACGUUUCCAAAGGAUCUUUGAGACCGGCGAAUAGACAGUAUACCACGGUGAACAACGACUACGAGAUGUCUUUGGACGGCAAGUCUGAAAUCGUAGAGGCGAGCGAGGAGGAGCAAUUGGAAAGCGCCGCGAAAAAGAUUUUCGAAAAGGCUUUUGAGUUUGUGUCUAUCGGCGACUUGGCGAAAAGAGUCAACUCGAAAAGAGCGACGUGCGACGUGUGCGCGGUUGUCAAGUCCGUCGCCGACUUGAGCGCGGUGAAGCGAAAGUCGGACAACUCGGAGAUUCAAAAGAGAGAGUUGACGUUGUGCGACGAGAGUUCCAGCACGGUCCAGUUGACGUUGUGGAACGCGCUGGCGACGGAACAAGGCGAAAAGUUGAAAGAGAUGACGAACCCGGUAAUUAUCGUUCGCUCGGUUCGCGUGACAGAAUACGAGGGCGUUUCUUUGGGGACGCUCGGUAAAUCCGAGAUGCAAAUCUUUGAAUUGGACGAAGCCGCGAAAGCUUCGGUCGAAGAAGGAGAAGUUCCGGAGAAAGCCAUCGAAACUGCGAAGUGGUUUAAAGAAAACGGCGAGAACGCGACGUUUAAAACCGCCGCGGAAGGUGCCGGUUUGUCCGUUCAACAAAGAGGCGGUAAACUCGCACCAUUGGAGAGACAAACAUUGGUUGAUUUUCAACCGGAGGAAAUCCCGUCGGCUUCGGAUAAACCGAAGAUGUGCAUCGUUCCGAGAGCGUCUAUAUUGACUAUUCGCGAGGGUACCAUGUGGUACUGCGCUACGCCGGAGGAAGGCAACAACGCUAAGGUUGAGGAAGAGAAUGGACAGUGGUAUUGUGCCAAGAACCAAAAGACGUACGCGACGUGCAAACGCAGAUAUAUCAUGGGCGCCAAGAUUGCGGAUGAAAGCGGAUCUUGCUGGUUGACCUUGUUCAACGACGACGGCGAGAAGUUGUUUGGUCACACCGCGGACGAAAUGCACGAGUUUCAAGAGAAUGAUAGCGACAAGUAUGAUGCAAUCCUCCGCGCGGCGCAAGGCGCAAAGAAAUCCUUCACGUUUAAGUUGAAGAGUAAAGUCGAGGAGUACAACAACGAAAAUCGCAGAAAAGUGUUGACGAUGAGCAUGAAUCCGAUUGAUUUCGCCGCGGAGAGUCGAUCGUUGUUGAGUAAAAUGGGGAUUGAAGCGUAA